Xyrauchen texanus (razorback sucker) is the source of this 1559-nucleotide messenger RNA. RefSeq names its product MICOS complex subunit MIC26-like. Gene Ontology annotation, biological process: cristae formation. The transcript has 9 exons. The record is from RefSeq and is a predicted model, not a curated record. Gene Ontology annotation, cellular component: MICOS complex. The coding region runs from base 56 to 676 and encodes 206 amino acids. Lineage: Eukaryota; Metazoa; Chordata; Actinopteri; Cypriniformes; Catostomidae.
AACACCAAAGAGGGAUUGCGCCCCAGAGGGCAACAGUAAAGAAGAAGAUUGGAACAUGAACAAGGUUGGAGGCGCAGCAGGAAUCUCAAGCACUCUGGGAUUGUUCUCGGCCUCUGUGCUGGCCGCCAGCGCUGAUGAGAAUGCCAACACAACUCUGAGUGUAGAUGAGCUCUCUCUUUACACGACACCACCGCAGAAGUGCCAAUAUGUGGAGCCUGAGAGCGGGCAGGUGGAAGAGGGCGUGGCCACAUUGCGAAGACUGGCAGAGCCUUAUGCCACCUGGUGCCAGGGUGUGUAUGGCGUGGUGAAACCCAAGGUUGACAGUUCUGUACAAUUUGGGCAAAACAGUCACGCCUACCUGAAGAACCCUCCACCUGAGUUUUACUCAAGAGCUGGAGUCAUUGGCUUUGCUGGGAUCCUCGGCCUUUUCCUUGGACGAGGUUCUAGGAUGAAGAGACUGAUCUACCCAACCACACUAAUGGCUGUUGGUGCUUCUAUGUACUAUCCACAAGAGGCUGUAACCAUCGCAAAGAAAACAGGAGACGCCAUUUGCGGCUCGACACUUAAGGCUUAUGUUGCCGUGGAGAAUCUUAUCAAAGACAAACCCGCCUCCAAGAAGGUUCAACAGAAGUCUGAUCAAGCAGAGAAGACUUCCAGUGGAGAGACCAAAGCUUAGGUACAUUACCUCUCAAGCCGUUGCUAUGACAAUGUGUGUUGUCGUCGGGCAAUUACAAGAUCUCUGCCCUUCAAUCAACCUUCACGAUCUACUUUUGCACUAGCUACUUCCUCUUUCAUCUGUCAAUCAUCAGAGGGGUUAGUGGUCUGGAAAGUUUUGAACUUGAAAAAAGAACUACUGCGAUUAUAUUGAAAAUGCACUUGUAUACCAAAAUAAAUAUUAAUAUUCCAUGUAAGGGUUGGAUUUUUGACUGCAAUUACAAAACAUAUAUUGUGUUCAGUGUUGCGUGUUCCUUGCAAAAAUGCCACUACACUAGUCUGAACUAGUUUUUCUUGGAUUUAGAGAUUCACCACAUCCUCACGUGGUUGAGACAUUUCCUGUAGGAUGAUGUCAUUGUGUGUCUUAAUUGCCUUUUUUUUCCAGUUUAAAAGUAAACAAUUUAAAGGUGAACGGUGUCAUUUUUCGAUGUUAAAAUACUUUCUCCUAUUCCAGUUAAGCGUGCUGAGUUUAUAUAUGCCACUGGCGAAGGAAGUAAACACUUUUAAAACCGCUGUUUGGUAGCAAAACUGCCUCAUGCAAUGGCAUGCUUUUUGGAUGGGACCAUCAGUCAUAUCAACCAGUGGCAGAUAGAAAGAGAGUGCUUUGGAAACCUGUUUGAAAAGUCAUUUUUGUAAUUCAGUUUGGAGCCACCAGUGGCACAGAAAACUUCAAACUUGCCCCUUUGGAAGAAUGUUUAAGUUAGCUUUUGAAAUUUAAAGGGACAGUUCACCCAAAUAUCCCUAAUCAUUUACUCACCCUCACACCAUCCCAGAUAUGUAUGACUUUCAUCUGCAGAUUUUUAGAAGAAUAUUUCAGCUCUGUAGGUCCAUAAAAAGUGAAUGGU